Nicotiana tabacum (common tobacco) is the source of this 729-nucleotide messenger RNA. Lineage: Eukaryota; Viridiplantae; Streptophyta; Magnoliopsida; Solanales; Solanaceae. The record is from RefSeq and is a predicted model, not a curated record.
AUGGCUAGAGCCCUUAGGUUUCAAUCUCAUUCCCCUUUGAAAUUCUGGGGAGAAUGUGCUCUUACAACUGCCUUUAUCAUUAAUGGAUUGCCUUCUUCAAUUCUUUCAGGGAAAUAUCCUUAUGAGUUGUUUCAUGGUCAACCACCUUCACUUUUUCACCUUAAGGCGUUUGGUUGCUUGUAUUAUGCAACCACACCAUGCUUCACAGACAAGGUCUCUUCUAAAGCCAUUCCUGCAAUCUUUAUGGGUUACUUAGAGACUCAAAAAAGGCUCUGGAACUUGAGGUUCAGGCCCUCACCAUCUUCUCCUAUAAAGCAACAUCCCUCUUCUAUUUUAGAUGUCACUUUGAGGAAGUCUGCUAGGACAUCUAGUCCUUCUUUGUGGUUGACUGAUUAUGUCCAUCAGGUCAAACCUACUUCCACUUUUUAUCCUAUUUCUUCUUCCCUCACUGUUAAAGACAACAAUUGGGUACAUGCUUUGGAACUUGAGGUUCAGUCCCUUACUAACAAUAACACCCGGGAGUUGGUAGAUUUACCUGCAGGCAAGACUCUAAUUGGCUACAAAUGGGUUUAUAAAAUGAAGUACAAGGCUGAUGGGAUUGUGGAAAGAUACAAAGCUCGGUUAGUUGCAAAGGGGUUCACUCAACAGGCGGGUUUGGAUUACCAUGAGACCUUCUCACCUGUGGUGAAGAUGGUCACGGUUAGGAGUGUUGUUGCUCUAGCUGCUUAG